Messenger RNA from Danio aesculapii, 609 nucleotides. RefSeq lists its product as uncharacterized. The transcript is spliced from 5 exons. Bases 62 to 571 code for a protein of 169 amino acids. The record is from RefSeq and is a predicted model, not a curated record. Lineage: Eukaryota; Metazoa; Chordata; Actinopteri; Cypriniformes; Danionidae.
CGAAAGUUGUUUACCAAACUGUAAAAUCGGGUUGUGUGAGUAGAAAACGUGAUUUGCAGUAAUGAAGACCCCACAAAACUCUUUAAACGCCACCUUUCAGGACGAUAAAGAAAUACAGGAUUUGUUAAAACAGCUUGAGGACGCCAAAACCGAACUACAGCUUACUAAUGAUGAGGUGGAGCGAGUAAACAAAGACGUUAACAAAUGCAGAGAAGAGCUUGACCAGAGGAUGAUGAUGAUGGUCCAGAAGGACGAAGGCCUGUGUAAUUCACUACUUGAACUGGAUGCCAUCAUGCAGGAGAAGAAAAGUCUCACUAGUCAGUUGGAAGAAUUUACUUUGUCUGGGACUAUCGAGUCAAAGCAAGCUCUUCUGAGGAGUUUGCAGGAAGAGGAAAGCAGUCUGCUGGAGCAGGAGUGUAAUCUGAAGCUCAAGCUUGAGCAGCUGAAGAAAGCGGUUGAUGCGUAUUCAAACUUAGAAGAAGGUUCACAGGUAAAUUCAGUGAAACCGGGCUUAUCUAGCAAGAGUAAGACUACUGACAAGACUGUGAGAAAAAGAGGAGCACGCAAGUGAACACAACAGAAAAAGAACAUAUUUAUUUUUAGUAAAAU